GCGGGGCGGGCUGGACCUCAGCUUCUUGAGCCGGGAGGAGGCCCGCGCCGUCCUGCACGUGCUGAGGCGGGACUCGGCGCUGCGCAGGGCCGAGAGGGACAGGAUCAGCAAACUUCAAAAGAAAAAGCCAGAUGUAACAGGACAGCAGGGAGUCACUGGAGAAUGGUUUGAAGAAAUGGAGAAAAAAAACCUUCAGAAUGACACUGAUGUCAGCAGAAUGCUAAAACAACCACUAGGUCACCGAUUAAAGAAGACCGUGAGAAACAAUCCUAAUGAGUUGAAAAUGCCAUCUCCCCCAAAUCCACAACCACAGAAGAAUGAAAAGAACACCACAUCUUCCAUCCUGGGAUUUAGAUCCCCUUUCGCUUGGCUCUUCUCCUUCAGAAAAUCAAGGAAGCACACUGGAAAGCACCAAACUCAGGAACAGCCACAAUAUGACAACUUUGCGCAGGGUGCCCAUUCAGCUUUUGAAGUGGAGGAAAUGGCAAAGGCUGAAGCACACCACUCUUCUUUGCCAGAGGAACCGACUGGUAACCUUUCUGAUGGAAUUCAAACUGAUAUGAUGGAGGAAAAUUCACCUGCAUGGAAUGAACAGCUGGAGGAAGAGCUCUUUCGUGUUUUAGAUGACCUGGACAACCAGCUGGCACAAGAACAAGUCCAAGAUCCAGUGAACAGGACGACUUCAGUGAAUGUUGAAUCAAUUGUACAAUGCAGUAAGCCAUUACCUGCCACAAGCAGACAAACUCAUAGUAGGGGACGACAUAGAAAUGACUGCAGUGGAACGGCCAACUUGUUUUUCCUUGAUGGGAUGAGAACAGUAAGAGCCAAAGAUGAACAUAAUAUUUUCUGCAGAACAAGGAGGUUGCACGAUACAUACAUAAACAGGCAACACACAGCCUCUACAGAGGAUUAUAUGCACAGUGAUUCAUUUGACUUAAAUUCCCCUGUUUUGAACAGAAGGCUGUCUUCUCCAUCUUUUGGACAGUCUUCGGAAGGCAGCUUACAUCUUCCUUCCAUAACACGGAGCAGUGGAUUUGUACACCAGGGUUAUAUAGACAAGGACACAGUUGGCAGAAGUUACUCUCUCUGUUCUCUCAUGAGAUGCCCAUCCUUUGGCUCCUCAGAUCAGUUCUCAACAAAUAGUUUACAACAUCCAUUGGUAAUGGAUAACAGUGGCUUUGUACGAAGAAACAGUCGACAAAACCCAAAACGAAUUCCUCUGUCUUCUAUAGAAUGGAACAAGCCAUAUUUUUCUGAACACCCAGUAAAUCAAGACAGACUUUUUAAGACCCAAUCGUUAAUUGAAUUUAAUUCCACUCAUCGUGGUAUGCAUCCCAGCCCUCCACAGGAAAGAAGAAAAUACGAACUUUCCCAUUCAAAACACCAUUACAGAAGUGAUUUAUCAAGUACUAAUUGGUUUAGUAGGAUGAGUUGCCCUGACACAGCUUCUGCUCCAUUGUACUUUGAAAAUUGGGAGAAUUAUCCGUUCUGGUGCUCAGAAAAUAACCUCCCUAGGUAUCAUUAUAGCGAUAUUACUUGUCAUGGGAGGUUGCAAAUGCACCAAGAUAGUACUCCUCGUGGAAGUAGAGAGAGGCAUCCUUCAUGGUCUGAUAUUCACCAGUACUACAAUGAGGAUGCUUUUCUUUCCCCUGAAGCUGACUUUGACAUUAUUACAACCCAUUUCAAUCUCCUGCAAAAUGUACAUGCAAAGAAUGCUGCACCAUCAUCACCAUUUGUUUCACAGCACCAUCAGAGCAACUUUCAGACACAGUCCAUGAAUAACAUGGAAGUAUUAAAGGGUGCAAAUGCUAAAGUGCUUCCAGAGUUUACAAGAGAUCUUAAACCCUGUUUCACAUAUAACCCUGCAAUUUCUUUGUCUGACAUCAAAACAGAUGCUUCUCAUGAAUCUUUCUACCUUGGUUUCAGGGACCAAACAAAACCCAUAAAACAGAAUAGUGAUUCUGUCACUGAGAUUUAUCAGAACCAGCCAAAGCCUAGGGUUAUCCCAGCAAAUAUUAAGAAAUACUUUAAAAAAACUGCUUCAGAAAAGGAGAGAAGUAUGAAACUAUCAGGGGAGGCAAACCAGGAAAAUAGUAAAAUGACAUCAUUGCAGCCAGAUUCUCAGCAAAUAGAUACAAAUAGCACUGAUUCCCAAUUUCUUCCCUCUCAUAACUCUGCUGUUGCUACCUUGCAAAACGGCACCUCUCUUCUUAAUUUACCUUUUGCAGUGAGAUCAAGGAGAAAACCCCACAUCACUGCCAGAAGAAGAGAUAUUGCGAAAAUGUAUGUGUCAAGCAAUAAUAAAAGAAAUGUGCAAACAAAGGAAAAUGAUCACCCUGCUAACAGUGGAUUUAAUCAAACCCCUUCUCUUCUAUCAGCUGAUGAGAACAAAAAGGAAUUGUUUUUUCCGAAUCAAAAAAAAUGGGAACAUAAUUUCCAUAGCUUAACAAAAACAAAAAGUAUUGAAUUAGAAAGCCAGAGAGCAGAAACGACUAAUCAGACUGGUCCUAAGAGACAGUCUUUACUGGUAGCUGAUCUGCAGAGUAAUGCAUCAGUCCAUUCUGUUCCAAUUACUGGAAGACUGGCAGAGCACCAAAGCAAGUUGUCUGGUACUCCACAACGUUCUGGUUUAUUAAAAGGCUUUUCUUCUAAGAGUUCUUCUCAAUGUUUAGGAACUCCUACUAAUUCUUCAUUGAACUGCAUUGUUACUGAAGCUCCAGCAGAAGGUGGGAAAGUUGCUCAGUUAAGUGCUGUAAGUCUUGGAAAAGAAACCCUGCAGGAAAAAAGCCAAGAUGUAAAUGUAGCUAAUGAGGACCAUAAUAAAAAAAUAACUACCAGUUGUCCUGAGAACAGAAAUUCUGAGCAUAUUUAUGCAUGCUGUUCUGACGGACCCAAGAUCACUAAACAUGGUUUACAUUCUUUUUGCCAGAAAAAAGAAAAUGACAAAACAAGAGAAAAUGCUUCUUGCACUGAAAGUCUCAACAAGCCAGAAGACCUACCGAGACCUACAACUAACAGUGGAAUUACUGGCUCCCCUGAUAAAAACAAAUCCACAUCUUCUGUGCCACUUGUAGCUUACUACACCUUACCUAGAAGAUCAGCUAGCAUUGCUGGCGGUGUCAUAUCAGCUAAGUUGGUGUCUAACCCUAAAAGUGAAGUCCCAUUCAAAAGUGAAAUCACCAUGUGGGAUCCUUUAGAGACUUCAGACAGAACUGAUGCCUUUUCUCCUAAUCAAGGAGGGAAAAUCUCUUCUUUAGAUUCAGCACAAGCCUCUCAAACUGCAUCCCCUUUCCAUGGCGUUGCAAACAUCAAAGGGCAUCAAAUUGAGGAUUACCCUUUGCCUUUAACCCAGCAGUUUAACCACCCCUUAUGUAAUAGUGCAGCUGUCUCCAGUUCAAAUGAACUUACAGGUAGAGCUGCAGGUCUGAACAGAAGGGAAUCCUCUGUAUUUCUAGAGAGUCUAGACAAAGAAACAAUAAAUUCUUUACAAAAAUAUAAAACUACUAGCACAUUUACAGUUUGUGUUGAUGAGGAUAAUGUCAAAUAUCAUGAACUAGUUUCAGUUUAUUACACAUUACCACGCAGGCAUUCAAGAACAUUGUGUAACCUCUUUCAAGACAAUGCAGAGAACACUGAUUUACCACUUCACUUGGAAAAAUUUCAGUGGCCAAAAAUGUCAAAGAAGAAAUCUGAAGCCCACAUUGGUUUAGCAAAUGUAGCUUUUCCUAGCACCUUAGAAAAAGAGGAACCAUCCCAUUCUCCAGCUCAAAUACCUCCAGCUUCAGUGACUCCCCAGAACUUAAAGACUGCUGCUGGCAGUGCUAAAUUAAGCUCACAGUUAUCUCCCAGCCCUCAGGAAACAGGUACUUUACCAUCCACAAGCUUUGUAUGUAACAUGAAAGAUAGUUCACCAGAGCUUUCAUUAAAAGACAGUACUCUUGUACCUUCUGAUAUAGUUACAACAGAUGUUUCUCUUGGUGAUCCACAAUCCAUAAUAGCAGAUAAUUCAGUUCAGGCCAUUUCUGAUGUUUCAUGCAACCAAAAUACUGGACCAUGUCUUUCUUCAGUUAAUGAAAAAGAUAAACUUUUUCAAACUGGCACACAAAUAACUCCCAUUUCAUUAAAACCAGAAAGCAUUCCAGAAAAUUUGUUUUAUCCUGUUUCUUCAGUUAAUAAUGCUAACAGUGUACAGAAGGAACACUCUGAAAAUUUCCUGCAAUCUCUUAAAGUAAGUGGAGGUGAUCAGAAUAUGUUACUGCCCUGUUCAAUAGACAAUAGUUCCCAUGAAGAAAAACACAAUGUAGAACAUGUAGCCACUGAAGUACCAAUUACCCCUGCUGAAAGUAAAUCUAGGUUUGAUGCAGAAGUCCGAGGAGGAGCAUAUCUUCCACAUACCAUCACUUCCCUGCAUGGUAAUAAAGGUGGUGGAUUUCCAUUAACAGCUGACAAUUCCAGAAACAGCACAGAUGAAAAUUUAAUCUCUGAUGAUAAGAUGCUUUUAGAUUUGCUGAACAAAACAUUUCAGUUAGGCACAGCUUGUCCAGCUAAACCAAUAUUGCAGCCAGACAAAACUGGCAUAACUGCUAUGAAUGAGAUAGAGAGCCCAACAAUAAAAGAAAAGCUGUUCCAGCAUACACAGAUGGACAAAGAUUGCACUGGCCCGCAGAAACCAGUGAAGCACUAUGAAGAUAACUGGAGUGUUGACUCUAAAGACAAGUUCUUCCUUAUUUCACAAGAUCUUCAACUGCCAGACAACUCAGUAAGUGAAGAUAAGCUUCCCUCUGAUAGCACAAAAGACAGACUCAGUGAUAUAGAAAAAAGGAAAAACAGACCUUCAGUUAAAAAUAAACUGACAGCCAUCUGCAAAAUGAGCCGAAAAUACUCUAGUAAAAAUUUACCUCCCAAACCAAACAUAAGUAAUAUCUUUUCACAGAAUGAUGGAGAUGCUGCUCCUUUAGAGAUUAGCAUGUCCAAGAGUACAUCAGUUUCAGCUGAUUCCACCCUGUCGUUUCUGCAAACUGGGAAUGAGAUCAAGAAUCAAAACCUAACCCCUCCUGCCAUGAACGUCUCUGUGCACAAAAUAAUUGAGAGUAAAAGAUCACAGGCUGAUGAAGAUCUUUCACUGGUUACUAAGAACAACAAUCAGAAAACACUCACAGAGUCAUGCAGGCAGAGAGGAGAAGCUGGUUCUCCUAAACAAAAUAAGAAUAAAGUGGAAAGUGUGUUAAGCCCAACAACCCUAUUACCAGAGGAAAUAAUGGUUGCCAGAAGUAAAAAUUUCCAAGCAUCUAGUUCUGUGUUUGAAAACAGAAAUAAACCUGUCUUCUCCACCAGCACUGCAGCGGACUCAUUAGACAAUCAAAACAGAACAGAUACCAGUAAGUCUCACCAUCCCCCAUUGUUGCCAGUUUUACCUGACACAAACUCAAACAGUUUUAUAAAUAACUACUUACAGGCAAAUAUCUGUCUGCAGCAAAAGGUGGUUUCCCCAUGUGAGAGGAAUCACAAGUGGAACCGCCACCAGUCAAGCAGUUUAAAAAAUGUGAACUUACACAGUGACCAGUUGCGCAUGAGUCGAGCAAGGAAUCAACGUGAACGUCACUUUUCUGAAUGCACCUAUGCACAAGAUCCUCAGGACAGCCUGGCCUCUGCUGGCUGUUCUGCUGAUUUUAUGCCUACAGGUAGCAGAAGCAGUAGAAAGUUUAAAUCGUAUUCAGAGCUGUUGUCUUCUGAUGAAAAUGAAAACUGGGCUUCGUCCAAUGAGAGAAACAGAGCUGUUGGCACUAGGCGUUUCAGGUAUCCCUCUGUUGAGUAUGGUAUAUUUGGAAAAGAGCAACAACUGGCUUUCCUGGAAAAUGUCAAGAGAUCACUCACAGAAGGACGAUUAUGGAGACCCUGCCUUCUUAAAAACACUAGCUUUGUGAGGGAUGAAGAAAGUCACUCUUUAAAUCGGUCUGAGCUCUUGAACUUAAGUUUUGCUGGGAGCAAAAUGUUAGUAGAUGGCUCAAACCCCAGAGAGCUACUUGGCGUCUAUCGGGAAGAUGCAAUGGCCUGUUCAGACUCGGAUACCAAUACCACCACGGACGAUGAAUACUACCUGGAUGAGAAUGACAAAGAGUCAGAAUUGUGAGCUCUUGUGAUAAAAGAUGGAGAAUGAGGCUCUGGUGUGUUUUGCUGUUUGCAAGGGUAUUUUGGUGGUUUCCUGCCUGGUUAUAAGCAUGUAAAAUAGUUUGAAUCAGAUCCUGUGAUGGUAUAAAUCACUGCAGUUCUAUUGACUUUGGUUAACUGAUGUUGAUUUCUCUUUUUUUCUCUUUUUUAACCUGUAUUAAAAUAGUAAUACUGUAGCCUAACCAUAAUUGUUCAUGCAAGCAAAAACCAAAUUCUCACUAUUUUUUUAUUAUAUAUUUGCAAAGCAUGGGAAGAUAGUUGUGGAGCCUUUUAUAAUAAUCAAAUACCAGAGAAGGCUUUGCUUCUCAGUGGGAGUUUGACUGGGCUCUUACUGGUUAGUGGUACAGUGUGAUAAUGCAGGGCUGUCCAACUUUGAAGUAGCUGGAGGCCAAGUACCCCAUGGGCUGCACCAGCUUAGGUGGCAUGCCUGUGGGCCCCACCAGAGCAAGCCGUAGGCAUGCCUAUGCCACAUGCUCCCCCUACCUCUGCUGUACUACAUGGCUCCUCCUCAUGCACCAUCCUCCACUGCUGCAUCGGGCACCUAUGUGGCCUCAGGGUCGUCUACAGCUUCUCGGACCAUGCUGUGCUGCACU
Molecule: messenger RNA, 6761 nt
Organism: Gavialis gangeticus (Gharial)
Lineage: Eukaryota; Metazoa; Chordata; Crocodylia; Gavialidae
Gene: EXPH5
Product: exophilin 5
Exons: 6
Coding region: 176-6130 (1984 amino acids)
Biological process (GO): multivesicular body sorting pathway; positive regulation of protein secretion; positive regulation of exocytosis
Cellular component (GO): endosome
Source: RefSeq, a predicted model, not a curated record